Molecule: messenger RNA, 1272 nt
Organism: Telopea speciosissima
Lineage: Eukaryota; Viridiplantae; Streptophyta; Magnoliopsida; Proteales; Proteaceae
Product: splicing factor YJU2-like
Exons: 9
Coding region: 191-1213 (340 amino acids)
Biological process (GO): mRNA splicing, via spliceosome
Cellular component (GO): U2-type catalytic step 1 spliceosome
Source: RefSeq, a predicted model, not a curated record
UCUUUUCACAUUGACGUCCUCAUCCACUUCUUCCUCAAUUGAUACUGUAGCUUUUUUCUGCUUCUAAAGCUUAUUAGAAGCCCUGAGAAGUCAAUUGAGUGUUUUGAAUACUGACCAGAGACAAAGAGACUGGCUAACGUGUGUUCAAUCUCGAGAGUCUGCUAGAUUUCUUUAUUUUUGAGAAGCAAAGAUGGGAGAGAGGAAGGUUUUGAAUAAAUAUUACCCACCAGAUUUUGAUCCCUCUAAACUUCCUCGUCGGAGGCAGCAAAAGGACAAGCAGAUCAAAGUGCGUAUGAUGCUUCCCAUGAGUAUUCGUUGUAAUACUUGUGGGAACUAUAUAUACAAGGGGACAAAGUUCAACUCGAGGAAAGAAGAUGUUAUUGGGGAGACAUAUUUGGGAAUCCAAAUAUUCCGGUUCUACUUCAAAUGCACCAAGUGCUCUGCUGAACUGACAAUGAAAACAGAUCCACAAAAUUCAGAUUAUGUUGUUGAGGCUGGUGCAACUCGCAAUUUUGAGCCUUGGCGUGCUGAGGAUGAGGCAGUUGAAAAAGAGAAGACGAGAAGGGAUGAUGAAGAGAAGGGAGAUGCAAUGAAAUCCUUGGAGAACAGAACUUUAGAUUCAAAAAGAGAGAUGGACAUUCUUGCAGCACUGGAUGAAAUGAAGUCCAUGAAGUCUAGACAUGCAACCGUGAGUGUAGAUGCGAUGCUUGAGGCUUUGCAACGCACGACUGAAGAAAAGGAGAAGAGAUUUGCAGAAGAAGAUGAAGAACUCAUAAAGUCAAUUUUUUCCCAGGGUUCAAAAAACUAUGUUAGAAGAAUCUAUGACGAUGACGACGACGAUGACGACGUUGAUGAUGAUGAUGAUUUAAAUCAGCUUUCAACUGAUGGUGGGACGUCAUCACAAGUUUAUUCCAAGAGGAGAAAAGUUUCUGAAGAAGUGGGGAAACCGACAGAUUGGCUGAGAAAAGGCAGUACUUUUGAUAGCUUCAAUACUAAAGAAACUGUUGGUGAUUCUGAGGCUCCAAAGAAUGACAAAUUUGUCUUCAAAACUCCGUUAGUCAGAAUUUCUGUUGUGAAGAAGCCUUUGCCACCUCCUACUGAAAACAAUCAAGUGGAAGACACGGACAAACAAGAAGAGGAACCAAAAGCCAAUGAUACAAGCAAUGUACUCCAGUCGUUGUGUCAAGACUAUGGAAGUGAUGAAAGUGAGUAGCAAUUUUGUAAUUUACCUCUUCAGACUUGAAUAUUUUUAACGAUCGUAAUUUUUUUCUU